AUCGAUUCCAGACAUAGCAGAGUGUCUGGGAGAGUGCCUUUUUUGAAUUGUUUAAAAAAAGGCGUUUCUUUCUUCACCCUUCUUCCUUCGACGGGAAGACGAGCCCUACCGCAAUACCAAUUCUGAAUCUGAAUCCAAUUCCGUCGAAAGAUUGUGGGGCUUUUGUUCGAUCUCGAGUUCAAUGGACAAAAUCAGAAGAGCAUCGCAUGCAGGAUCUUGGUACACCGACAACCCAAGAAAAUUAGCUGAAGAGCUUGAUGGAUGGAUUAGGGCGGCCGGCUUGGCUAAAUCUUCUGAUGUAAGAGGUGUAAUUGCUCCGCAUGCGGGCUAUUCAUAUUCAGGUCGUGCUGCUGCCUAUGCUUUUGGAAACAUAGACCCAACGAACAUUACUCGGGUAUUCCUUCUCGGACCAUCUCACCAUUAUUACACUACAAAAUGUGAGCUGUCAAUAGCUACAGUUUACAAGACACCUAUAGGGGACCUGCCUAUUGAUUUGGAAGUCAUUGAAGAGCUGAAAGCUACUGGAAAAUUUGAAUUGAUGGAUCUUCGAGUUGAUGAAGCUGAGCAUAGCAUGGAAAUGCACUUGCCAUAUCUUUCUAAAGUGUUUGAGGGGCAUCCAGUGAAAAUUGUACCCAUUUUGGUUGGUGCUCUUAGUGCUGAAAGUGAAGCAAUGUACGGAAAGUUGUUGGCCAAAUAUGUAGAUGAUCCUAAUAAUUUCUUCUCUGUGUCAUCAGAUUUUUGUCACUGGGGUUCCCGUGCCAGUUUUAAUUACAUGCACUAUGAGAAAAAGUAUGGAGCCAUAUACAAGUCAAUUGAGGCCUUAGACAAGAUGGGCAUGGAUAUAAUAGAAACGGGAGAUGCAGAUGCAUUCAAACAAUAUUUGUUAGAGUAUGACAACACUAUCUGUGGACGCCAUCCGAUUAGUGUUUUCCUUCAUAUGCUGAGGCACAGCUCAACAAAAAUAAAGCUAAAAUUCCUCCGGUACGAGCAAUCAAGUCAGUGCAAAACUUUGAGAGACAGCAGUGUAAGUUAUGCAUCCGCAGCAGCAAAGGUGGAGGCUUGAAGAAGUAAAAUACAGCAUUCUUGCCGGUGUGUGGGAAUUUCCGGAUUUGAACGUAAUGUCUUAACUUAAUUACAGUGCAUUUGCAUGACUAAUAAUCCUACUUGUUUACGCAAAUUGCUGAUAUGCUUUCUGUUGCUUUCAGUUUUAAAAAUUGUGUAUUUGAUGCGGAUGCAUUAUUUAAGAAGGCUGACUUCAAUGUUUCCUUAUUAA
This is a messenger RNA of Theobroma umbraticum, 1273 nucleotides long. RefSeq names its product AmmeMemoRadiSam system protein B. The record is from RefSeq and is a predicted model, not a curated record. NCBI's taxonomy places the organism in Eukaryota, Viridiplantae, Streptophyta, Magnoliopsida, Malvales, Malvaceae.